GCCACAGCGGACUCAGCGGACAUGCGAGGUCGGUGCCAGACGGGCCCCUCACGGCGAGGACGGAGCCAGAUGGGACCCACGCGUCAGCCAGCACCAGCGACCAGAGGAUCAACGAGACGGAGUCGAGGCCUGUACCUCACGGGCCCCACGACUACACCAUUGCGCAGCAGAACGACGCGUCGGAGCUGGGGGAACUCAUCGCCGAGAUCUUCCUGCGUGCUGCCAGGCAUGCCGCCCUGGCAUGGCGAGACACUCGUACUCAGGUCCGAUCUUGGGCCAAGAAGGCAUCGGACGCAUCCAUGAGAGCGGCACACCGAUACCUGAGCUCCGAGGAACGGGUCGACACCAGUGACGGCUGCAUGGACCCAGACACGAAGAAGUGGGAGAUGGAUCCGGAGUCUGCCAAGACCGAGCUGCCGCAGGCCAUGCGCGACCUGAGAGCCAAGGCCAUGGAGGACCUCACGGGCCGACCCUUCCACACCAUCGAGAAUUUGGAGAUGGCGGUGAGCAGCUUUCAGUCAGGGGCGGGGCUGGGAGCUGACCUAUGGGCGCCAGACCAGCCCAGGGCGCUCAGCCCGCUGUGCAAGGAAUCUCUGCUCAUCAUUCUGAACAUCUGCGAGCGGCAGUUCACUUGGCCUCAUCAGAUCAUGCAGAUGUG
Molecule: messenger RNA, 658 nt
Organism: Prorocentrum cordatum
Lineage: Eukaryota; Dinophyceae; Prorocentrales; Prorocentraceae
Source: the annotation of a GenBank genome assembly